UACCUCAGCACUAUUUGAUAGUAUAAUACUAAUCUCAUCUGCAGAUCUUCCAUCACAAUUUUUUGUUCUUUUAGUUUUGUGGGUGUGAUAUUUCUUUCAGGAUAUGAUCGUCUUCCACUGGAACUAAAAUUCCUAAGAAGCCUGCCCAGCAGCAAACAACUUCGGCCGAAAGGAUAUACGGUACGGGGAAAGUGUUGAUGCCAUGAACCGCCUCCAAGUUGUUCGCUUCCGUUCUUUGGAGAAACCUAAGGAGGAUGAGUUCUCUCUUAAGUUAUCAAAGGUUCGCAAUUAUGAUGACGUCGUCGAAAGAGUAGCCAACCAUCUUGGCUUGGAUGAUCCAUCUAAAAUAAGGCUUACAUCUCAUAACUGCUACUCCCAGCAACCUAAACCCCAGCCAAUCAACUAUCGAGGAGUGGAACAUCUAUCAGACAUGCUGGUUCACUACAAUCAGAUUUCGGACAUUCUUUACUAUGAGAUAUUGGAUAUCCCUCUACCAGAACUUCAAGGCCUGAAAACUCUAAAAGUUGCUUUCCAUCUUUCUUCCAAGGAUGAAGUAGUAAAUCACACUAUCAGGUUGCCAAAACAGAGCACUGUCGGAGAUGUUCUUAAUGAACUUAAGACAAUGGUUGAGUUGUCACAUCCAAAAGUCGAACUUAGGUUGCUUGAAAUUUUCUAUCACAAGAUCAACAAGAUUUUCCCAAUUGAUGAAAAGAUUGAGAAUAUCAAUGAUCAGUUCUGGACAUUACGUGCAGAGGAGAUUCCAGAGGAGGAGAAGAAACUUGGUCCUCAUGACCGUCUCAUUCAUGCUCAUCACUUUAAAGUCGAUGCAGCUCAGAACCAAGGGGAACCAAGAAGUAGCACCUCUGUCCAGAAUUUUGGGGAACCUUUUUUCCUUGUCGUCCGUGACGGUGAGACCUUGGCUGAAGUCAAGGUACGCAUACAAAAGAGACUGCAGGUGCCGGAUGAGGAGUUUUCAAAGUGGAAGUUUGCAGUACUAUCUUUGGUGCGUCGUGAAUACCUUCUGGACUCGGACAUCAUUUGUAAUCGUGUUCAGAAAAGGGACGUUGUAGGGGUGUGGAAACAGUACCUUGGGUUGGAGCACUCUGACACUGUUCCUAAGAGGUUGAAGGAAGGAAAUCAGCUCUAUCAGAAUGUUCCUAAGAAGUCAUAUGCAGCAAAUCAGGCAGCAAAGCAUGUCCCUUCUGAACCCACUCAAUUCGUCAAUGCUUCAAACCGGGACUCAAACAGCGCAACUCCUCCUCCGGCAGGCAAAGUCAGAUUCUUAUCAUACUGGGUUUCUUCUGAGGCAUCCCUGUUACUCGAAAAGAUCCACGGCCUUCACAAGGACACUUUCGUCAAAUUCUCCGUGACUAGCCGCUUUAUGCAAACAGGGGUACUCGAGUCGUUUGCUUUGUUCGUUGAGUCGAUGUUAACAACCAAGGUGAAUGAGGUGAAUGAAGAAGCGAUCUGCCAGGCAUUCAUUUCGGUCAAGGAGUUUGAGCAAGUGGGGCUGGACUUAUCAUGGCUAAAGCGGAGGCUAGAGGAAGCGGAAUUGGUGAAUAAGCUCUCAGACUCGCGUAUCUUUGUUGAAUCGUGCGAAACUAGUUUGAAAUGGGCUCGAGCCAAGGUUCAUGAACUCAAAGAAGUGCUUGCCAGGGCUAAGGAAGAAGUGGAACUUAUGUCGAGGGAAUCACCCGAAUCGCUUGGUGUAAAUGAUCCUGUACUCGAGGGUGUUUUGUAAAAUGCAAACUUUUUGUCAAAAACGUUUUCGAACUCCUUUGUGUUUGAUUGAUGCCUUCGCAUGCUGAUUUGCGAGGAUAGGAGCUCCAGUGCAUAGUUUUGUAACGGCUCAAUUCCUCUAUGCUGCUUGAGUGACUUGUAUAUGUUGCUGCUUUUAUCUGCUAGGAUGCUGUGUAAAAAGAAACAUUAUUAGUUACCUUUGUUUGGUUCCCAUCUUUGAGAAACCCAUUUUUCUCGUUGCA
Molecule: messenger RNA, 1982 nt
Organism: Rhododendron vialii
Lineage: Eukaryota; Viridiplantae; Streptophyta; Magnoliopsida; Ericales; Ericaceae
Product: ubiquitin C-terminal hydrolase 13-like
Exons: 11
Coding region: 203-1741 (512 amino acids)
Source: RefSeq, a predicted model, not a curated record